Molecule: messenger RNA, 1373 nt
Organism: Chanos chanos (milkfish)
Lineage: Eukaryota; Metazoa; Chordata; Actinopteri; Gonorynchiformes; Chanidae
Gene: srsf10b
Product: serine and arginine rich splicing factor 10b
Exons: 5
Coding region: 235-900 (221 amino acids)
Molecular function (GO): RNA binding
Source: RefSeq, a predicted model, not a curated record
GAGGUAAAGUCAAGCCACCAUAAGGAUGUCAGGCCGCAAGAGGGGGUCGCAACAGAGAAAGGGAAAGAGUGAAAAUAAAGAGAAUGUAAAGCUCGAAGAGGAAAAGAGGUGACCGAAUGGGCAAGCAAGGCUUGGAUAAGAGCAUCAAAGAAAGGAAAAAGAAAGAUUUGGUGGCAAAGACAAGCAGGAAACUCGAGGUCUUCUGGGAAGCAGUAAAAGAGCUUAAAGAACAAGAUGAUGAAUUUCAAGCAUGUCAAAGAUGUUCGUGACGCUGAAGAUGCUCUACACAACCUGGACCGUAAGUGGGUGUGUGGCCGUCAGAUCGAGAUCCAGUUCGCUCAGGGAGACCGAAAGACGCCCAAUCAGAUGAAAAUGAAGGAGCGCAGAUCACCACGCAGCUUCUCACGAUACGACGACUAUGACCGAGACAGCCGACGCAGGCGUUCUCGCAGCCGCAGCUACGAGAGGCGAAGGUCACGUAGCCCCUCAUAUGAGCGACGCCCGAGGAGAUCAGAGAGUCCAAGAGACACUCGUGGAAGGCCAUACGGCAGGCAGGGACGGAGCAGAAGCAGAGAGCAUGAGCGCCAUAGACCGCCACCCCGCGACCACCAUCGAGGCCACCCAGACGCCCCCUCCCGAAGCUGCAGUCGGUCUGGUUCACCCUCCCACUCCAGGGCCAGGCCACCAGCCCGGAGAGAGUCCAGAGGGAAGUCCCGCUCCCGAUCAAAAUCUGUUACCCCCAGAGACGGCGGAGACUUCCACGCGGUCUCAGACGCACCGGAGUCUCACGAAGAGUCACGCGUUCACUCCCCAUCUCGGUCGCACUCUCGUUCUGUCUCCCGCUCCCGUUCUCGAUCUCGGUCUAGGUCCUGGGCUGGGCGAAAGUCUUGGGGACAUUAGAGCUUUUGCCUGGGAGGGAUGGCAUGGAUCUGUGCUUUCUCACUAAUUAAGGAUCUUUUUUUGUUGAUUUGGAUUUGUUCUCAUUUUGAUUGAACCGUUUGAGUUUGCCACAGUUAUGGCCGCUUUUGUUUGUUAAAUUAUGUCUCUUUUUAUUCUGCCUACGUUUUUUGUUUUCUCCCUUUUUUAUGUGAAUGAUAAUGAAAAGGGCCUCUUAUUCAUUGAAGUAUACAUAGUGGUUGUACACCAUUAAUUCUAGACUGUUGCCCAUCAUUGCUUUUUCAGUAUCAUUACAGAAUGUAUGUUAGAUAUUACUAGUGUACUUUGAGUAGGCGAUAGUUGUACGAAGAUGAAUAUAUAAAAUGGAUAUCUGCUCCCAUUUGGAGUCAAUUGAGUUUACAUUCUCUGUGUAACUGCGAUUUAAUGCCUCCAUUGAGUCUAGGCUUUAAUUUUUUUUUUUUUUUUUUUGUAAAUGC